Messenger RNA from Chenopodium quinoa (quinoa), 2129 nucleotides. RefSeq names its product putative pentatricopeptide repeat-containing protein At5g37570. The coding region runs from base 163 to 1803 and encodes 546 amino acids. Gene Ontology annotation, biological process: RNA modification. Lineage: Eukaryota; Viridiplantae; Streptophyta; Magnoliopsida; Caryophyllales; Amaranthaceae. Gene Ontology annotation, molecular function: protein binding; RNA binding. The transcript has a single exon. The record is from RefSeq and is a predicted model, not a curated record.
AAGCCCUUUUGAAGACAUCAACAGUUUCAGUUUCUAGUGUUUCUACUGGAGCAAACUGAAGACUCGUAGAACAACAACAACAAAAAAUGAGCAAAUUCAAACAACUGCAGUGACAAACAUCCGUUGAGAAAAUGCCCAAGACAUCGAAUUUCAAAACAAUCAAUGAAGCAUCAAUUACCUGCAUCAUCUCCCCCAAUAAUCACCCUUUUGAAAUCCUGCAACACUCUUCGAUGCUUCCAGCAAAUCCAUGUUCAAAUCAUUCGAAAGGGUCUUGAACAUGACAAUUACUUGAUUUCCAACUUCGUUUCACGCUGUUGUUCAUCUUUCUCUCUCCUCCAGUAUGCAACCACUGUGUUCAACUCUGUUUCAUGCGCCAAUACUUGUCUUUGGAACUCCCUGUUAAAGGGUCACUGUAAUUACUCUUCUUUGUCAUCUUCUCUUUCUGUGUUUUCCGCCAUGAGAGCUUCUUCUGAAGGUGCUCCAGAUAAGUACACUUUCCCGCCAUUGAUGAAGUGUUGUGCGAAUGAAUUGGAUGCUUUUGUUGGGGUUGGGAUUCAUGGGUUAUUGAUUAAAUAUGGGGUUGAGGAUGAUGUGUUUGUGGGUUCGAGUUUGGUUGAUUUAUAUGGGAAAUGUAGGUUGAUUAGGGAUGCCCAGAAAGUGUUUGAUGAAAUGUCUGUGAGAAAUGUGGUUUCUUGGACUAGUUUGCUUGUUGGGUAUGUUAAUUCUGAGGAUUUGGUUAAUGCACGGAGAGUGUUUGAUGUAAUGCCCAAGAGAAAUCAGGUUUCGUGGAAUGCCAUGAUAAGUGGGUAUGUAAAGCUUGGACAGUUAGAUAGUGCUAGGAAGUUGUUUGAUGAAUUGCCUUUCAAGAAUGUGGUUUCCUACACGAUGAUGAUUGAUGGGUAUGCUAAAUGCGGCGACAUGUCCUCCGCGAACUUCUUCUUUGAGCAGUGCUCAGUAAAGGAUCUUGUCCUAUGGUCAGCUUUGAUAUCUGGGUAUGCUCAGAAUGGGCUUCCUUAUGAGGCUGUGAAGUCUUUUCUAGAGAUGAAGUUGAGCAAUACUAGGCCUGAUGAACAUAUAAUGGUGAGUGUAAUGUCCGCUUGUGCGCAAGUAGGGAAUAUGAAACUUGCUAAUGAGAUUGAUUCAUACAUGAACCGAAGCUCGUUUGAUCUCCAACGUACACAUGUUGUUGCAGCAUUAGUAGAUAUGAAUGCUAAAUGUGGUAACAUGGAGAGAGCAAGGAGUUUGUUUGAUAAUAUGCCUAAACGGGAUUUAGUCUCAUACUGCUCCAUGAUUCAAGGCCAUGCUCUUCAUGGUCAAGGAGCAGAGGCUGUUAAAUUAUUCUAUAACAUGCUUUCUGAAGGGAUAACACCUGAUGAUGUUGCCUUCACUGUCAUCCUCACAGCCUGCAGCCAUGCGGCACUGGUGGAGGAAGGUUACUGCUUAUUUGAUAUGAUGAGUAAAUAUUCAAUUACCCCCUCGCCUGACCAUUAUGCUUGCAUGAUUGAUCUUCUAGGUCGAUCUGGCCACUUAGAAGCAGCCUAUGACCUUCUUAAGUCAUUACCAAUUGAGGCCCAUGCUGAAUGCUGGGGAGCACUUCUUGGGGCAUGUAGAUUACAUUGUGAUACUGAAUUGGCUGAAGUAGUAGCCAAUCGACUAGUUGAACUUGAGCCACAUAAUGCAGGAAAUUUUGUUUUGUUAUCCAAUGUCUAUGCAGCAGUAGAUCGUUGGUUGGAUGUUUCUAAUGUAAGGAACCAAAUGGUUGAUCGGGGACUGAAUAAAAUUCUUGGUCGUAGUUGGGUUUAGGGUCAAAAGGUUAUUGGUAAGCUGGGUACUUCUUAGACCUCUUCCACAGCAGGAGACAUUCCCUUGUUGGAUUUUUGUGACAUUAUAUAAUACCCUAGUUUUUCAUCAAAGUUUUUGUCGUCAUAUCGAAGUCCACUAAUUGCUCACUGAAAGGAUUUUUGCUCCCUUUUUAAAAUGUGGUUAUGCACAAAGUGCCACUCCUAGGCAUAGGACUGGGUAUGCUGAUACUCUGUAGCCCAUAACAGGUGACCUUUGACACCUGUUGUUAUGGAGCAUUAGUCCUUGUUAAAUUAAUCUCAAGAAUAUUUCUCUGUAUUUCUCAUUAA